Molecule: messenger RNA, 1260 nt
Organism: Papaver somniferum (opium poppy)
Lineage: Eukaryota; Viridiplantae; Streptophyta; Magnoliopsida; Ranunculales; Papaveraceae
Exons: 6
Coding region: 224-1063 (279 amino acids)
Source: RefSeq, a predicted model, not a curated record
CAUGAUUUUUGAAAGAGUUUUUGUGAUGUUGAAAUGUGAAAUUGAAUCGGUGACCUUUCUCUUUGUCCGAUCUGUUAUAAUAUUUUUGUUUGUGUGAUUUCUGUGAGAUCUUUUGGGUAGAAAAGCCAUUUUUAACCUAUUCUCUAGAAAGCAAUCACCAAUCGACCCGUCCGAUUCAACUCGGCCUUUUCAGGAACCGACUUCACAAGGAAACUCGUUUGCUAUGAGGAGUUGUUCUGGAUAUGAAUCUGUAUCAGGGAUCCGCAAUCCAGGUUAUGCACUGAGGAGUUCUAGUUCUACUGGAUUAGUGAUUCGUAACCCAGGAUUAUCAGGUUUUUAUGGCCAUGGAUUGUCAUUCGGAUUUGUUAGAUUCCCUUCUCUUUCUAGAGCUCCUCGAAAGCUUGUGAUCACAAACUCUGGUGUGGAAGAUGCUAUUCUACGAGCUACUGAAUCAAUGGUCGACAAUCUAAUGGAUAGGAGUUCGGAACUCAUCCCAAAACCAGUCAAAAGAAUUGCUCGUAUCAUCUCAUCCAAGAAGACUAAUGUGUUGGAAAUAUUGCUUUUCUUUCUAAUAUUCUAUCCAAGGUCUGCAUUCUACUUGGUGAAGAAACUUCUUCCUUCAUCUACACUCAUGAAACAGUUUGCUCUAGAGGUCGGAAAAGAGAUUGGUAAGCAGGUCAUAGAGCAGUCUGUGGGUGUUCUGUUUGGAGCUGCAGCUGUAUAUUAUUGGAAAUCGGGUGAAUCUGCUUCUUACAUUGAUGUUGGAGGGAAGGCCAAGUCAGUUGAUCACAAGUUUGACCAAAAGUUUGAUGUUGAAAUUGAUCAAGCUUCUUUGAUGGUGACAAAAUUUAAGGAGCUGGUUGAAGGUUUUGAAAAGAAUGUAGAUCUGAAGUUCGUUGAUGGGCAGACAAGCGUCUAUUUGGAUAGCUUCAGUUCUGAUUUUCUGUAUGCUAAGAUUCAUGUCUCCUUCGUGAUGGGUUGUGAGAAUAAAGCCUUUUGCAAUAUCAGUUCGAUUGUUCGUAUGGAGAUCUUAAAGGCUACAAGGGGUUCCAUUUUGCAGUGAGGAUUUGUAGGCCUGUAUAGAUUAGCUCAAGACACUCUAAUUGAACAUGUGGUAUAUACAUAUUGUCAGGGAGACGGUGAUAGAACAGUUUACUAAUUAGAGCCCUGUUUGUUAUUCGGGUAGAUCAUAAAUGUUUGGUAGACAUAAUUGUAUAUCCUUAAAAAAGUUUUAAGUACUAUCAAGAGUUAUUACAUGAA